Molecule: messenger RNA, 543 nt
Organism: Echinostoma caproni
Lineage: Eukaryota; Metazoa; Platyhelminthes; Trematoda; Plagiorchiida; Echinostomatidae
Source: the annotation of a GenBank genome assembly
AUGAACAAUACAAUAACACGAAACUUAUUCGAACUGAAACAUUGUGCCUCUCCAACCCACGCAUUCCACGUCAUCUACAAUACAGCAAACACAAAAUUACUGAAAUUUGCCGAGGCUAAUACUCUCACACCCGAUCUACGCAAACAACGUGUGGACGCCUACUGGACUCUUUUACCCGGAGAGGGUGACUUUUUGAAAUGGGCCAAACGGGAUGGUGGAUACGCGUGCGACUGUGCUCCACAACAUCGUUGGGUCGAUACCAGUUUACAGUGUGAACGAACUGCCGAUUGGGUGGACCAGUGCAAAUCGUCCUCGUCCGGAUCGGUGCAUAAUUUAGGCCCGUGUAAUAAGAAUGGGACGUUUCAAUGCACAACCGACCAAAAUACCGGGGCCGCGUACUGUGAUUGCAAUCCGGGAUUCAUUGGUGUACGGUGUGAACAAUUGUUGGACGCCUGUUUGAUGUCACUGGUCACCUAUGUUUACAAGGAUCCGAAAACCGGUAAAAAAGACAGGUUCGUAAUUUGUUUUACUUUGUUCCACUAA